GGAGGCUCUCAAGGCUUCAGCUUCAAGCGCCAGUUCGUUCAUUGCCUUCGAUUCCGAGAGAGGAGUAGAUUUUCGCUUCUCUCCGUCGUUCGUCGUCGCUUUAUAACCGCUCGCAUUUCACUCAGAAGUGAAAAAUGGGGUUGUCUUUCGCAAAGCUAUUCACCCGGCUUUUUGCCAAGAAGGAGAUGCGUAUUCUGAUGGUUGGUCUUGAUGCUGCUGGUAAAACCACCAUUCUUUACAAGCUUAAAUUGGGAGAGAUUGUCACAACCAUUCCUACCAUUGGAUUCAAUGUUGAGACCGUGGAAUACAAGAACAUCAGCUUCACCGUUUGGGAUGUUGGUGGCCAGGACAAGAUCCGACCAUUGUGGAGACAUUACUUCCAAAACACACAAGGACUUAUCUUUGUGGUUGAUAGCAAUGACCGUGAUCGGGUGGUUGAAGCUAGAGAUGAGUUGCAUAGGAUGCUGAAUGAGGAUGAGUUGAGGGAUGCUGUCCUGCUAGUAUUUGCAAACAAGCAAGACCUUCCGAAUGCUAUGAACGCAGCCGAGAUUACUGACAAGCUUGGCCUUCAUUCUCUCCGUCAGCGCCACUGGUACAUCCAGAGCACAUGUGCCACUUCUGGUGAAGGUUUGUACGAGGGACUGGACUGGCUCUCAAACAACAUUGCAAACAAGGCAUAGGAGGCAUCAUUGAGUUGUUAGUCCUGUAUGUUUUGUCCCGUUCAAGUGUUUUGUUUUUUUCAUGUUCAUUUGUUUCUUGCAAACCUUGCCACUUAUUAUAUGUAGUUUAAGAAUAAUUGAUGACUUCUGGGUUUCCUUUGUGGUAUUAUUACGAAAACUG
Molecule: messenger RNA, 840 nt
Organism: Hibiscus syriacus
Lineage: Eukaryota; Viridiplantae; Streptophyta; Magnoliopsida; Malvales; Malvaceae
Product: ADP-ribosylation factor 2-B-like
Exons: 7
Coding region: 135-680 (181 amino acids)
Biological process (GO): vesicle-mediated transport; intracellular protein transport
Cellular component (GO): cytoplasm
Molecular function (GO): GTP binding; GTPase activity
Source: RefSeq, a predicted model, not a curated record